CACUCAACAUGGAAAGUUACAAAGACAGGGUCAACACACUGUUGGUGGUGGCAACACUAGUGGCCACUAUGGCCUUUGCGGCUGGUUUCACGAUGCCAGGAGGAUAUAACAGUUCCGAUGAUCCACACAAAGGCAUGGCAGUUCUCCUUGAAAAUCCUAUGUUCCACGUCUUCCUCAUAAGUAAUACCAUAGCUAUGUAUAGUUCCAUCAUUGUUGGCAUUCUUCUCUUUUGGGCAAUUUUGAAUGAUCUAAGAUUGGGUCUUAGUUCUCUCAAAUUAGCAGUACCCUUGUUGGGAAUAUCUCUUUUAAUAGUCUCCUUGGUCUUCAUGGCAGCUAUUUAUCUAGCAGUGAGCAACCUCACUUGGCUUUCCGCUGUUGUUCUAAUCAUUGGCUCUCUCUCUCUCCUCGGUCUUUCGUUACUAAUUCUUCCUCUCCUCUUCCCAAUUUCCUUGCACCAUCGCAUCUCUCGGUACAUCAUCCGCUAUCCAUUUUAUCUUUUGAUAUUAGUAAUUGAAAGAAUCAGUACCAAGGAAUAAUC
Molecule: messenger RNA, 538 nt
Organism: Cornus florida
Lineage: Eukaryota; Viridiplantae; Streptophyta; Magnoliopsida; Cornales; Cornaceae
Product: protein ACCELERATED CELL DEATH 6-like
Exons: 1
Coding region: 9-536 (175 amino acids)
Cellular component (GO): plasma membrane
Molecular function (GO): protein phosphatase 1 binding; protein phosphatase regulator activity
Source: RefSeq, a predicted model, not a curated record